ACUUUCGUGCAUGAUCUAUUUUCUGAAAUAUGGUUUAACAGCUUUAACUAACGUCAGUUCUAUUUUCGUGCUUUCUCCCAUAGUCAUUAGGAGUCAUGGAGCACCCAUAGAGAGCAGCGUCACAGUUUAUCCUCACGUGUUUGAAGAUCGAGGAGACGACUUUGAAAAGCUCCUCGUCAUCCACGAAGGAUAUUCUCUCAAAUUAAGCAAAGGGUCGGUGCUUGCUGAGAGCGUUCUACUGCACGAUUUAACUGAAAAUGGAGUCGUCGAGACCUACAUCGAUGGUAGGCAACACGAGAGAGAUUUGUAUCAAGAUUCCGAAAGCAUGGCUUCGUUGAUAAUCACAUCACAAGUGGGAGGACAUUACCACAUAAACGCAAUCUCCACAUCACAAGAGUCCCUACGCCAGCGACUGGAAAGCUGCCGAGAAAUUUCACCGUAGAGUUGGUUUUCUGCAGCGACUACAAGCACACUAUAGGUUUCCAGAGUGCGACAGAACGAAUAUAUACAGGUGUUUGCACAAGCGAUCACCCUGCGUUUGCAACAGCUUAGCUCUCCCGGCACCAUAUCGGUAACAUCUAUUGUGGGAUCCUAUAUCGCGAAAGAGUAUUACGUGCACCAGCGGAACAACGACGCCAUCUAUGGCACAGAAACGCUGAAGAAGCUAGCGCUCGCCUCGAAACGCAACAACGCAAUGGAGAAGGCAGACGCAAUCUUCUUGGCCACCGGGCGAGCUGUUGUUCAGUUGAACGGCAAGAAGCUAACUACUCACCACGUAGGGCUGGCUUUCUUGGGGCAAAUGUGCGCAUUCUUCAAGACCUCGCUGGGAGUGGACGAACCACGGACGUAUUCGGGGUUGCACACUGCAUCACACGAAUUAUCGCAUUUGUUGAACUCAAGCCAUGAUGGAGAAGGCGGCUCGGCGAACUGUAGACCUGAUCACCAACACCUAAUGCACGCUUACGAAGGAGGAACGCGAAACUACGUGUUCUCUUCAUGCAGCAUGGCCGCUAUUCACGACUUUUUGCGGUCAGAUCGCGCGUAUUGCUUGAAAAUAACCGCCACGUACCAAAAAACUUACUUGCCAUAUCACUUCUUAAAGAAGGAAGGACCUUUCCUGAACGGAACACAUUACUGCCAGAAGUUUUUCCCGGACUACAAGAAUGCGUCCUAUGUUAAGCGCCACCACUCUCUUUCAGAUCACUGCCACUUUCUUUGCGAAUUGACAAAAUGGUCAGGCGGAAAGCAUCAGGGAGACAUAUAUGCACCGGCAGGAACACCCUGUAACAACAACCCUACUAUGAGUUGCUAUUAUGGCCUAUGCACCCCAACUAAAAAAUAAAGAAAUUAUUCAG
Messenger RNA from Rhipicephalus sanguineus (brown dog tick), 1355 nucleotides. RefSeq lists its product as uncharacterized. The transcript is spliced from 12 exons. The record is from RefSeq and is a predicted model, not a curated record. Gene Ontology annotation, molecular function: metalloendopeptidase activity. Bases 695 to 1342 code for a protein of 215 amino acids. Gene Ontology annotation, biological process: membrane protein ectodomain proteolysis. NCBI's taxonomy places the organism in Eukaryota, Metazoa, Arthropoda, Arachnida, Ixodida, Ixodidae.